Messenger RNA from Cyclopterus lumpus (lumpfish), 10098 nucleotides. RefSeq names its product transcription factor 20 (gene tcf20). The record is from RefSeq and is a predicted model, not a curated record. The transcript has 6 exons. Gene Ontology annotation, biological process: regulation of transcription by RNA polymerase II. Gene Ontology annotation, cellular component: nucleus. NCBI's taxonomy places the organism in Eukaryota, Metazoa, Chordata, Actinopteri, Perciformes, Cyclopteridae. The coding region runs from base 1400 to 8800 and encodes 2466 amino acids.
CCGACUUCGCCGCCGCUGGUCGGGGUUGUCUGGACUCAAACGGGUGAGGGGAAAAGCGGCGGAGCGGUCGACUCGAGACUGGGGUUUCCUGCCGCAAGCAGCGGGCUUGUCACAAAACAGCCUUUCACUCUUCGAGGGGCCUUGUGGCGCUCCGUCCUCAGAGUUGCAAAGACUUCUGGUCAGCAGCUCCUGGAAAAUGAACGUAUCUGCAUGGAAAUACUGAAGAGAAAACCGAAAGAAAGGUGCUUGAAUUGACUGAUCUUGAGGUGGAAUAAAUGGAUUACCCUCCUUUUGGAAAACUGUUGCCAUGGAACUAGGUAGAGUUAAAUGAUGGUUGACACAAUGAAACAAAGGUAAGACGGCUACAGGCUGAGGAUACGGGAGAGCGCCAAGAAGAAUCUGAACACAGUCAAGGAAAGAACGAUUCCUAAAUAGGGACCAAAGACAUCUACAGUCCGAAUUAAUGCAUGCCGUAGCAAAACAAAAAAAAACAGUAUCUGAAAGGGAAUGACCAAGAAAAAGAACAUCCCAAAAAGUAAUACACUCUGCAUCCAAGAGCUGAUGAGAAUAUCAAUGGAGUGUUUGCCUCUGGGAGUAUUGUGUGACGGUCUGUAUUCAGACCUCUUGAUUCAAGUUACUGCCGUUUUGGUCUCACACAGGUGUGAGUCAGGUCCUGGCAAACAUAUUGACGGACUAAAGGACUGUUGUGACGGAACACAUUCUCAAUGGUUUUAUUUAGAUUUUUUUUUGGUUUGUUUAUUUGCACAAGAUGCUAUUGGACUACAAUUUAAUCCCAACAUAGCUCUGUUUGCUUGAGCUGUUAUUGUAGUGGAGAGUGUACAUGUAAAGACAUUUAAGGUCAUCAAAGAACAUCUCACAUGGUGGUGCGUCAGAAGUGAUAUCAUUGCCUGCUCGGUGCCAAACUGCUUCAGCUUCAUGGGAAUGAUUGCACAGUUUUAAUAUUGUAUUUUUCUGCAGUAGAAACCUGCUUCAAGACAUUUCUGUUCUUUUUUUGUUGAAAGUUUAAAUUUUUUAAAGACCGAGCUGUAAAGUGUACCUUUUUUAAAAAAGAAAAGAAAAAGUGAGAAGAACUAUACCGUCACACUGAAGAAGUAAGACUUACCAUUUGGCCUUUUCAUAUAUUGAUACAACCAUUGUCUGUUCAACCUCACUAUCCACUUUCUGCUACAGAAAAGUAAUUAUAACAUCUGCGAUAGAUAUUCCUCAGCUUGAACUAUUUUGGUUUUUCAAAGCAUUUCCUUGUUUUACUGCCAAGCCAGAGACUCUUUUCUUUGUCAUUCAUGGUUACUGCCGUAAGCCUUCCAGUUUCUGAUCAGAAGCAUUCCCUUGUAUAGACACUGACAGUUAUCUUCGUUUUAAAUCCAAACUUGGAAAAACAAUGCAGAAUUUUUCUAACAGUCCGGUUCCCCCUUCACUUCCCCCGGGGUUCAGUGGGAGGGGUGGAGGGGGAACUCCGUAUCCCCCUCAGCCAGCAGACCCCCAGAUUUCCCCAAGGAUGACAGAUGAUUACGCGGGGAUGCAACAGCAGAGCCUGCACAGAGGCCAUCACCACCCUAGUCAAGCCAGCCACAUGCUUGCUUACAGUGCGAGGAACAGAGGUGCUGUGGAGGCAUCGCCAACACAGGGUAACAUUCACAGCGGCAACACUAACAACCCCUACAGGAAGGAUGCCAUGGAUUAUUAUUUUUCAAUGGCUGGAAAGGACAGACACAGAAGGGGGGGCAUGGCAUAUGGGGCAGGGUUUGGGUACCCUAAUAUUGAUGGACAUAUACCUCACCAGUAUCGGCAUGCUGGGUCUUCGUCUGCACCAGCAUCUGGCCUGAUGUCACCAUAUCCAGUAGACUAUGGCUCAAGUGCUGGUUCUGGUGGAGGUGCUGGUGCUGGAGCGUUCUCUCCUUCUCAUCAGUACAAUAUGAGUCAGAAUGCUGCAAUGCAGUCAGUGCCAGGUUCUCAGAUACAGCACCGCCAGCUUGGACAAACCUUCCCAGCUGUCCACCAUGGACAGCAGCAUAGGAGCUAUCCACACUCUGGGCACAGAAUGACCCCUCAGUACCCACACUACUCACCACAGGGUGGAACAUCCACAGGGUCAUCAGGAAUGUACAGCCCUCCUCCACAGAGAUAUCUUGAUGGGGCUGCUAGCGCGGGGUUCGAUCCCAAAGUCAACAGUUCUCCCAAUGUCAACUCUAGUUCAAACUCAGUCUCCAGUUCAGUUGCUGCUAACAAUGUGGUGCCAAUGGAGAAUGUUCAGCAGAGUUACCAUGCUUCAAAUUAUCCUGGAUAUUCCCCACAGACCCUUUCGCUUCACAAGCAAGCCACACUACAGCACCGCAACUUGCAGCACAAUUUAGGGGUAGGUUAUGACAACUCUCUCAAGAUGCAGCACCAGGGCCUGUCUCCAGGCUCUGUAUAUGCUAAACAUCAUCAAGCCUCCAAUCCCGCUAUACCUCAAGCAGCAUCUCAAGAAAUAGCCAAAUCCCCAUUGCAUCCCAAUGCUCAACAAACCCAAAUUAACCAAAACUUUAGCCCGAUAUCCAACCCCUCACCAGCGGCCUCUGCAGUACAUUCCCCCAGUUGUAGCUCCUCUCCUUCCCCAUUGAUGGGCAUCUCAGAGGUACAUGCAAACCCCUCAGGUCAUGGUCCUUCGCAUCCUUCGUCAAACCCCCGUAGCAGCCAUGGUCAAGGUAGAUUACUGCAGACUAUGCCACAAUUAAGUCCCACACCGAACUCAAAUAGCAGCAUCAGUAGUUGUGGUAGCAGUGGCAGUCAUAAAGCUCACAGCAUGAGUGCAAUUGGAGGAAACAGUCUUCCUCCAACAGGCCGAAACAAAUUGGGUUUAGGCACAGGAGUCGGAUCUCGAGAGGAAAGCUCCUCUAUUUAUUCAUCCUCUCCACUUGACAAAAUGCAGGAUGCUGGUCUGAAUAGUCUUAAUGCCUUGAGCUCGCAAGUAGCCAAUUUACCAAACACAGUUCAGCACAUGCUCCUCACCGACUCAGUGCUUUCACAGAAGAAGGGGAAGGAUGUGGGGCAGAUGCAACAGGCAACGCAUGGCGUGCUCCCAUCACAACCAAGAAGUCGAAAUGCAAGUGCAGCCUCGAGCACUAGCACAGUUAAAGACGGAAGUGCACCAGGAAUUGGUGAUGGCGCCAGCUUAGAUGUUGGUGCUGAUGAAGACUCCUCACUCAUGUCAGUUGGAGGCUCAUCAGGGACCAAGGUGUUGCGUGAGGAGCAGUUUUCUGAAGGGGAACAUGGGAGAAUGAGGCAGAUGAGUGGCGCAAGCAGUGGAUCUGAACCAACUGGCUGUCGCCCUCCCUCUCAGAGUCAAACACAGACUGGGCAAGCAUCAGCUGUUAAAACAAUUGCCUCCCAUUCCCCAUCAAAAGAACCAAAUGUUUCCAAAACGAAAGCAAAUGAAGCACGCGUUCCCUCUUCGUCAUCAUCUCCAUCCUUUGGAUGUCAGUCAUCAGAGACUGGCCCAACUUCACAUUCAACACCUCCGGUUUCCUCCUCUCCAUCAUCCACCUCCUCCAGUAUUCCUCCUCUACAGCCAAAUUGUGUCUCACAGCCUGGUCACGCAUACAGUGACCACAGAGGUGGCCAUAGGAGGACAACAGAAAUAAAAAGUGAGGCCAUCAAAACUGAAAGUGAAGGCCCAGUUGACAAAACGGAGAAAGGCCGUAGCCAAAUGCAGCGAGUUGGAGAAGUCAAUUCUCAAAAUUGUCAGGACAAAGAAAACAGGUUGCACACUGCAUCCAGAUUACACAAUAAUGAGAGGGGAGAGAAGCACACGUCUGAGGAGCAACAGAAUGCCAGUAGUGUCGGUGUGAUUGUUUCAGCUCGGUCUGAGGGAAGUCACACUGAAAAAAGCCAGCAUCCCCAAGGCAACUGCAUAGAAGAGAAACACUCUUUCUUAAGAGAGUCAAGCAGCCAUAAUGGGGAAGAAGGUGUAGAUCUGAGCGUAUAUUCCUCCCUUCACCAGAAAUCUAAUUUUGGACGGCCUCAAAAUCCUCCCCAGUCUGGACCGCAUAAAUAUAGCUACCCAGAAUCAACAUAUGGCUCAGAUUUGACAAUGAAAAGCAGAGGUAGGGCUGGUCCGGUGGGUGUAAUGGAAUCAAAUUCCAGAUACUUAGGAUAUCAACAAUCACAAGCUGGUUAUGGCCCUGUGCAUCCAAAAGAUGCUGGUUCUGUCACAGAGGCUUUGGUAAAGAGAGGGCAAGGAGCAGGAGUCAAAGGUCACGAGGAUAAUUUGCAGCAAUUUCCAAGCCUUCUACAAGAGGUUCUUCAAGGUUACAAUUUAGAUCGACGUUAUGGCAGACCAGAGCAGGCCUUUCCUGCCCAUCUCCAAGUUCAACAACAGUUUCAACCCAGACACCUGUACGGCAUAACUGAGGCUUCGGCUCAUUCUGGGCAAAUGGGUAUUACUGGAAAGCCUCCACAUCCAAACCAGAGGCAUGGAAGUGAGCCUAGUUUUACCACAAAUGCUCAGUCCUCCGUGAAGUCUGAAGUGUCUAUUACUAAGAUAAUACAAAAUGCUGAGAAAAAUGACAUGUGCGUGUCCCAGAGUCAUUUAACACAGGCGGCAGAGCCUCAGCAACCCCCAACCAAACAUAUAAACUUAGCUGACUAUUCUCUACCACAAAGAAAAGCCUUAUCUAGUGUGUCCACUCCUCCCUCUGCUGUGCAGGAGCUCCUUUUGCAAGAGCCAGAGCCGCUUACGGGCAGCAUUGGUCAAACGGAGUCUCAAAAAUCAUCAGGCUCCAUAUUAGCCCCAUCAGAGCGGCGCUCUGUCAUCUGUGAUGUGUCACCAAACCGACACAGCACACCAGAGAGGGACAGGGAAAGUGACAGAGAGAGAGAGCGGGAGAAAAGUCAGAGUGGCGCCUCUGUUAUUCAACAGCCAUUUUCCUCUCCAGCAGCAGCCAAUGAUUUGAGUAAAAAGGAUAUUGGAGAGAAACAAGUGGUGAAAAUGGAAAUGGCAUUAAAAGAGGCUGCCUUAGAUGCUGCAACUUUACAGACUGAUCAUCAUGGCAUUGGUUGCACGAAUGAUGCUGAUAUGGAAUAUCAUUCCAAGUCUGUUCAUUCAUCUGUUGUGAUGAAUACUGACCCCUACAGGCGCGGUAAUGUUGAUAUUACACCCUUGCCUUCUCAUCCUUUGAGUACUAACCCUUUAUCUUCACCUUCAAGGCAUCAGUCCUAUCUUCAUGGUGUUGAUUUAUCUACUGGCAGUGGCAGCAGUUUUCCUGGAUAUCGAUUUGGAGAUACAAGAGAAGGGAAUAUGAUACCACGCAGUAACCCCCAUUUUCCCUCCCACCAUCCGUACCACAAUUUAUCCCCCCAGCAGUCCACAAAUAAGCUUCAAAUGUAUCCUCACCCUCGUGGCCCCCCUCAUCACCCCCAUGACAUGACUGACUGGGUAAAGGCAAUGAACAGGCCAUCCAAAGAGAUGAUGAUGCUUCCUCGUUCUUCUCCAGGAAGACAUAAGGUUAGCCAAACGGAACCGAGACAGAGGAUGAUGAUGUCACAAACUGACAUGCCCGGUGAACUACACGCAGCCAAAACUUCACUUCAUCAAAGCGCUUUCUUUGAUUUGAAAAUGUGGGAGUCAACACACUCUGGAAGAGAAGGUGCUAGAAUGAUAGAGGGAGACUCUUUCUACAGAACGCAACCGCCUCCUCCUGCUCCUGUAGCUUCACACGUCCCCAUUCCACCACAAAUGACUCAUGGCCUAAAUGCUGCUGAACCUGAGGUCCCCAGAGGAGCCACGGAGGAAGCCAAACAUCCAUGUCCACCUCCACCCAGCUCUGCUAAGCCUUCUGCUGACAUGAGCUCCACACAGCGUCAGACUAAAGCCGGGGGUUCUGGAGACACAAAUCCACUAAUAUUGCGCCGGAGAGUUCGCUCUUUUAUCUCUCCUAUUCCCGCCAAAAGGCAGCUCCAGGAUACGUCCCAGCAGAGAGCUGCUACAAAUUCACAUCACUCCCCUGGGGCUCAGUCUGAGUCGAGCCAUCACAAUGAAGAUGACUCCUCCAGUUCAGAUAUCCCAUGUCCCAGGCUCUCUUCCCCUCUGUCCGGAGAGAAUACCUAUUCACAACCUCUAUCUCCAUCAAGUGGUAAUACCAGGGCUAUGCCUCCCAGGAAAAGCCGAGGUUUGAAACUGGAGGCAAUAGUGCAGAAAAUCACACCAAAUAUCAAAAAGCCAUCAGGCCAUGUUGAUGAUGAGUCAAAUCAUUAUCCGGGCUUCUCUCAUUCAGAAAUACCAUCCUUUAGUGAUUCACAGGACCAAGACUUGGCACAUUUCCCCAGGGUUGCAGGAGGGGACGAUAGUUACAUGGAUGAAAGUAAUUCAUUAAACAACAUUAUUUCCUUUAGAGGCGUUGAUGAAACCGGGCCUUUACCCCCAUCAGCCUACCCAUGUGAUCCUCAUCAGACGUCCCAAACCCUAAAACAAGACUUUGACUUUGGAUUAGGAUCCACUGUUGCAUCGGGUGACAAAGAGGAUUUUGCUCUGCUUGGACCUUUACCCCCUCCUCCACCUCUUCCUCGCCCGGUCCAGGGUUCCCCACCUCCAUCUUCAUCUGCCCUGUCAGACAUUCAGCAUUUCACCAACACUUACCAGCAGCUGGAGACGAGAAGAGGAGAGCAGUCUGCGGCUGACCUUCUUCGACAGAAACUUCAAGAAUCUGGCAUGGGAUUUGAUGACUAUCCCGGCAGUGACUACUAUGGAGCCACCUCACCCCACCCUAAUCAGGCACAAGGACACAUGCUGAACAGGCAACAUCAGAUGUCCUCUGGUAGAUCCAGCCUGUCGCCGCAAGAUUCUAAGCUACAAGACAGUUCCGUGCCUAAAGGCUAUUUCCCAUCUGGCAAGAAGAAGGGGAGGCCCGUAGGGAGUGUGAAUAAACAAAAAAGGGCUAAUAACCAAGCCCAAACACAGGGGCAGGAUCAUCCCCAAGGACAGACUGAGAGCACAACUCGGAGUGCCACUCCCGAGCCAACUACAGCUGAUGCUCCAACCUCACCGUUGGUGGAGACUACGAGCUGCACACCACCCCCUGCAGCACUCCAUCUACCCGACGACAACAAUGAUGAUGCUCCCCCACUGACCCCACCCAUUUUAACCCAGAUGGUGAAAGUGGAUGUUGAGAAUGAGGAAAUGCCGCCAGAGAUCGAGGUCAAACCUGUGCGAAGGAGACGCAGAGGUGAGUCAACACAGGCAAGAGGACGACGGAGAAGGAGAGGUGCAGGACCGACUGUGCCACCAUUGGCCAAAGUUGACCCAGAUACACCUUUGGGGGGAGGAGGAAGCCCUGGCACAAAUAAAGUAUUUGUGGACUUGAAUAGAAAGGGCCCGUUUGUUCCGCACAUACACGUGGAGAACAAAGUACCAGAGAUUGGGGCGGUGUGCUCCAUUGUAAAUGCUGAGGAGGAGAAGAUGAAAGGAGAGCGUACUACAGUCGGAGGGAAAGUGGGCGGGAGUGGGAUUGAUUCUCCCCUGACCUCAGCUCUUUCCUCCCAGUUAUCUCGGAGAGACAGAGAAUCUGAGAAAAGAGAGACAGACGAGGUGGAGACUACACUCCAGUCGGGAAAAGCACUUCCUUCAUCUGGCUACAUUGUUUCUGGCCCCGUGAUUACAGAGACCAAUCACUCUGGCCGCCUGCUCUGCUGCCUGUGUCAGAAAUGGGCAAAUUACAAACAUCUUGGAGAUCUCUACGGCCCUUUCUAUCCAGCUGAAUAUGCUGCAAAGCUCCCCAAGAACCAGCCCCAGGUCCGACAAUGUCAAGCGACCACAGGCGCAAACAAAAUGGUACAAAACUCAGACAUGAGCUCAAAUGCUUUGAGCGCCAACCAGGACGCACAAACCCAAGACGCUCAGUUUACCAAGCCCCCAACUGAGAGUGACUUUGCCAUCAGCCUAGAUUCAAACCCCGUACCUCUCCCUGCUAGAGUCAGAUCCGCCCCGGCAGCUGGUGGUGAGGAAAUUAUGAUGCACGUGACGGGCAAGUUCAGUAACACCCCCUCCUCUUCCUCCUCGUCCUCCUCCUCUUCGUCAUUCUCCUCCUAUACCAGUAAAACAACGUCUCUGACCUGGGACAUGAAUCUAGACAUCCGGCCUAUCCCGAAGCUUAAGAGAGAGCCCAACCUUGAUAUAGACAAGCAACAGCCGCAAAUCCAGCAACCGUUGCAGAAGCCAACAGACGAAGCUCAACAGCGACCUCAACACAGAAAGCUGACCUCACACCCCCGCUUUAAAAGGAGGCACAAAUCUAGUGAGGAUUCCCCAAGAAUGGUGCCAUCCAACAGUAAGGCGUCCCUGCCCUUCCAGCCCCCUCCGCCCGCCUUGGACUCCCUGGGACCCUUGGCGCAACUUGCCCAGCUGCCUCAGAUGCCCAUGGACCCAGAGGAGCUGUGGGUCCAUGAAGGAUGCAUAGUGUGGACCAGUGGGGUGUAUCUUGUCAAUGGGAGACUGUAUGGCCUGCAGGAGGCACUAGAUGGUGCCAGAGAAACAUCCUGCUCAUACUGUGAGAUGGUUGGCUCAACCCUGGGCUGCUACAGCAAAGGCUGCACACUCCGCUACCACUACCUGUGCGCUAUUGAAGCAGAUUGCUCUCUGAACGAAGAUAACUUCUCACUGCGGUGUCCGAAGCACAAGGUAAAGAAGGAGAGUUUACCCAGAGCAUCCGGCCAGCCAAGUCAGUGUACCUGGAGCAGUCCGAGAGAGGCUGAGAGGAACGCAGAAGAGGAGACACAGGAGUCUGGGAGCUGUUCUUUUGGUCAAUAGACGACUGAGUGGGACUUGUUUGUGAAGCAGCCCGACGUGUGAAAGGACGGGACUGGCUUCUGCGACGGAGAACAACAAAAGGGAAUGUACAAUUUCUCAACUGGGAAUCCGCAUUAUCUACAUGUAAGACAAUGGAGAAAAGAAAUCCUUUUUUUUCUUUCUUUCUUUUUUCUAAGAGAAUUGUUGCUGUUCACUUGAAAAAGAAAACAUGAAAAUGCAACAGAGCGGAAUGGAGCUCCAAGUAAAAGAUGAAAAAUGAGACGUCAAAGACUGAUGGUGGAACUAAAGGAACUUUUUUUGAAGAGAACAAAAGAAACAAACUUCCUCUCUAGGCUUACUUUGAUUUUCCUAAGACACCCUCAAAGUGUCUUGUUUAUCAUCUGUAUUAUCAUUUUAUUUUUUCUCCGUUUUUCUUUUUAGUUGCUUUUCAAGAGGCGUUUUGGGAGCGAGCCCAGAAAAGAAAAACAGAGAGAAUUCUAUAUCCUCUCACGAGUAGUAUUUUAUCUUAUGAUAUUAGGAUGACCACACUUAUUAUUUUAGUCCUCAUUAUUAUUUUGUAUCCUUGUCAGUAUUUACUUAUGAAAAUGAAAUGGAUGUAUCUCACUUUAUAUAUUCUGUCAACACAUGAAUCUGAUUUAUUUUUCAUUCCUGGAGAGGGAGGAGCCAGAGUGAUGUCUGGAAUGUCAGGGUUGAGUUUGCCACAAAGACAUUAUUGCCUUGGAGAACGGACAUCUGUUGCCUUUCAAUAGUCAUGUGUGUGUGUGUGUGUGUGUGUGUGUGUGUGAGAGUGAGAGAGAGAAAGAGAGAGCGAGCGAGAGAAACUGAAAACAAUGCCGAUAUCUGGGUCUUUGAUUCCAUUUUUGGUCCUUUUUGAAAAGUGUUCUUAUUUUUCAUCACUGGGGUUUUUACGGUACAGAUAGUAUUCAUGAAAAAAUCCCAUGGACACAAUCUUAUUUUUCAAGUACAAAUGUCCGUUAUGUGCAAAGAGAAGGACAGAAGAGGGGGGUAACACUACGGACUAUUGCCCGUCCGCCAUCUUUGGCUGUGCGGACAGGAGGAAGCUGGACAGCGGGACACAGCGUUGUGGAACUGUGUACUGGGUGCACACGCGGGGACAAAAACAUUUGUUUGGGAACUGGAAGCUUUGGGAGCCGGUGGCUGCGACUGGCCGACGGGGAGUAAGCCUUACCGAGUACUUCUGAAUGGUUUCAUUCUUGAGCGACACAGCAGCGGUUUGAUCGGGAGAUGCAAAAUCCAUUCAAAAGAAGCAUUGCCAUAAAAUGUACAAGUGAGUCGUA